Molecule: messenger RNA, 2753 nt
Organism: Symphalangus syndactylus (siamang)
Lineage: Eukaryota; Metazoa; Chordata; Mammalia; Primates; Hylobatidae
Gene: TMEM38B
Product: transmembrane protein 38B
Biological process (GO): potassium ion transmembrane transport
Cellular component (GO): membrane
Molecular function (GO): potassium channel activity; identical protein binding
Source: RefSeq, a predicted model, not a curated record
CCCCGCCCCCUCGGCGCCAGGGCGCACGCGCGGGGCUGGAGCCUGCGCGGAGGGGCGGGCGGCCACGGCUGUAGCCUCUUCCACCCCUCACAGCGCGCGCGCGGGGAACCAGUCGCCGCGGCUGCUUCGGUUGCCGCGCUCGGUGGUAGUUAUGGAUUUUACAUGGGACGACUUGGCUCUGGCCUUCUCCCGCACGUCCAUGUUUCCCUUUUUUGACAUCGCGCACUAUCUAGUGUCAGUGAUGGCGGUGAAACGUCAGCCGGGAGCAGCUGCAUUGGCAUGGAAGAAUCCUAUUUCAAGCUGGUUUACUGCUAUGCUCCACUGUUUUGGUGGAGGAAUUUUAUCCUGUCUACUGCUUGCAGAGCCACCAUUGAAGUUUCUUGCAAACCACACUAACAUAUUACUGGCAUCUUCAAUCUGGUAUAUUACAUUUUUUUGCCCACAUGACCUAGUUUCCCAGGGCUAUUCAUAUCUACCUGUUCAACUACUGGCUUCGGGAAUGAAGGAAGUGACCAGAACUUGGAAAAUAGUAGGUGGAGUCACACAUGCUAAUAGCUAUUACAAAAAUGGCUGGAUAGUCAUGAUAGCUAUUGGAUGGGCCCGAGGUGCAGGUGGUACCAUUAUAACGAAUUUUGAGAGGUUGGUAAAAGGAGAUUGGAAACCCGAAGGUGAUGAAUGGCUGAAGAUGUCAUACCCUGCCAAGGUAACCCUGCUGGGGUCAGUUAUCUUCACAUUCCAGCACACUCAGCAUCUGGCAAUAUCAAAGCAUAAUCUUAUGUUCCUUUAUACCAUCUUUAUUGUGGCCACAAAGAUAACCAUGAUGACUACACAGACUUCUACUAUGACAUUUGCUCCUUUUGAGGAUACAUUGAGUCGGAUGCUGUUUGGCUGGCAGCAGCCGUUUUCAUCAUGUGAGAAGAAAAGUGAAGCAAAGUCACCUUCCAAUGGCAUUGGGUCAUUGGCCUCAAAGCCUGUAGAUGUUGCUUCAGAUAAUGUUAAAAAGAAACAUACUAAGAAGAAUGAAUAAAUUUACGUGAUGAGCUCUUCAAGGCCAAAAUUUUUUUUUCUUAUCUACCUGUUAGAUUGUGCUAAUUUUUCUAUGUAUGUGAUGUGAAAUGAAGACUAUAUAUAUGGAAUGGAGGUGACAGAAAGAAAGAAAUUCUUUGAGGGAGACUUCCCCUUUCUCGAUUGUAAUUGUUGAGUGUUAUGAGUGUAUCAUGUGAUUAUGCUUUACUGGUAUAUAAGAGAUUCUGUUGUGAUUAUUUGAAUAGUUUUAUAUUAAUAAAAGAAGGCAAAAUUUUUUAAAUGUUAGAAAAAUCAGACCUGUCAUUGCAAAGUAACAAAAAUUUUAAGCUUUUAAAAAUGUAGAUAUUUUCAUAUUUUUAAAAUUUGAAUCUAUUUGAGCUUUAGUUCAGCAGAAUUAAAUUUUUACUUUACAUUAUCAUUGAAAUUGCUAGGUAUGGAAAACAAUUCCUAUUUUAUUUUGAACACUGAGAAGAGUAAACUUUUCCUAAAACACUUUAUAUUAUAAAUGAAAAUAAAUUGCUAGUUUAUAUUUUAGAUAUAAACAUCAUAUUUUUUAUUAAUACCUACAUCAAAUGGAAAAUAUCUGAAAUUUUUUUCCAUAGCAGAUAUUUUCUACUAGAAGUAAUGUUACUACUUUUCAUUUGGAACAGAGUAUGAGUCUUAAUCUGAAGUCUUUUUCAUGCCCUUGUUUUAAAAAAAACACUUUUUUUCCCCUCAAAAAAAUCAAGGGUGUAAUUUUUAAUAAAUUGUUAAUCCUGUUUUGUAAUUUUUGUUUUAGGAGCCUGACUUAUUUUUUUCUCUCUCACAAAAACACAUUUGUUUUAAUUGUAGGAGAAAUUACUUUUCUCAGCAUUUUGCAUGUUCUUUCUAAUCUUCGUUGGUCUGAAUAUAUUGGUAGUAAUUACUGUAAUUAUUCAACAAAAAGUAUAUCUGUUCAAAAAUGUUUCCACUAUGUCUUCUUUCUGGUGGCUACUGUUUUAGUUUUCUAGUUGAAUAUCUCUGACAAGCUUUCGUAUGGUUUUGUUAUAUUUUCAUCUACAUGUAAUGUGUUAUUAAUUUUAUUUUAAAUGAAAACUAAUCACCUUCAUGUGGAAAUGCUCUGAGAAUUGUCCUCAGGCAUUUGGUGUAACCAGCUAACCAAGAAGAAACAGAGAAACCAGAACUUCAUAUGGCAGUCCAUUUAGAUGAAGAAUGAUGAUAUAAAAUCUGGUUCCUUCUUAGCAAAAUAAAAAACAAACAAGAAAAGAUACUAAAUGAUGUUAAUUUUCUUUAUGAUUUAGAAGUCCAGUUAUAAUAUUAAAACUCUGUGACAUAGUUUCUUUUACCAAAACCAUGAACCCACUCCCCGUAUCAGGUAUUUUCGAUGGUUUAGAAGUACUCAAGUCACAUUCAAGUUAGAAGUUUUUUGUUGUUGUUGUUAUUUUAAAUUUUUAACAAAUAUAAACACCAGCAAGUACUAUUACUUGCUUAAAAAAUUGGGAGGGGGCACUUUUCAUAGUCUUGGAAUGCUAAGAAGUUUAUUUUUAAUAUUGUGACAGAAAGCAUUAAGUAUUUAAUAGCUCUGUAUUAUAUUUGAUACUGUUACAGUUAAAAAUUUUUCAAAAUUAAUACAUUGUUAAUUGUUGACCAGUUUUGAAGUUUGGGUUUAACUAUGGUUGAAAUGGAAGGACUCUUGUUUUGCACUUGUAUUAAAGAUAAAUUUAUUAAAAUAAGUUAUUUAGCACUAA